Messenger RNA from Lodderomyces orthopsilosis Co 90-125, 2031 nucleotides. RefSeq names its product acetate--CoA ligase 1 (gene ACS1). Gene Ontology annotation, cellular component: cytosol. Gene Ontology annotation, molecular function: acetyl-CoA synthetase activity; AMP binding. NCBI's taxonomy places the organism in Eukaryota, Fungi, Ascomycota, Pichiomycetes, Serinales, Debaryomycetaceae. Bases 1 to 2031 code for a protein of 676 amino acids. The transcript has a single exon. The record is from RefSeq and is a predicted model, not a curated record.
AUGCCUGAAUCCAAACAUUCACACAUUUCCUUAGACCACGAGUCUAUGCUUCAACCUCCAAAAGGGUUCUUUGAAAGAUCUAAAUCCAAGCCAAACUUGGCUGAUUUCGCUACCUAUCAAAAAUUAUAUCGUCAAUCGAUUGAAAACCCCAAUGAAUUCUUUGGCGAACAAGCUAAACAAUUUUUGGACUGGUACAAACCAUUUGACUUGGCUAGAUUUCCAGCUUCAAGUGAAGAUGAUUUCAAAAAUGGUGAUUUACCAGCUUGGUUCGUUAAUGGUGAAUUGAAUGCUUGUUAUAAUGCAGUUGAUAGAUGGGCUAUCAAGAACCCAAACAAACCAGCUAUUAUUUACGAAGCUGAUGAGGUCAAUGAAGGUAGAAUUAUCACCUAUGGAGAAUUGUUGAAAGAAGUUAGUAAAUUGGCUCAAGCUUUGGUUAAAUUGGGGGUUAAAAAGGGUGAUUCAGUAGCUGUUUAUUUACCAAUGAUUCCUGAAGCUAUCGUUACUUUAUUGGCAAUUGUUCGUAUUGGUGCCAUUCAUUCAGUGGUGUUUGCUGGAUUUUCAAGUGCUUCUUUAAGAGACAGGAUCUUGGAUGCUGAUUCAAGAAUUGUUAUUACUGCUGAUGAAUCCAAGAGAGGUGGUAAAACUAUUGAAACAAAGAGAAUUGUUGAUGACGCAUUGAAAGAAUGCCCAGAUGUUAGAAAUGUCAUUGUUUUCAAGAGAACUGGUAACUCUCAUGUCCCAUUCACUAAAGGUAGAGAUUUAUGGUGGCAUGAAGAAUUGGCUAAAUAUGGUUCAUAUUUCCCACCAACACCAGUCAAUUCUGAAGAUCCAUUGUUCUUGUUGUACACUUCAGGAUCUACUGGUAAACCAAAGGGUGUCCAACAUACAACUGCUGGUUACUUAUUAGGAGCAUUACUUACUACCAAGUAUGUAUUUGAUGUUCAUGAGGAUGACAUUUUGUUUACUGCUGGUGAUAUUGGUUGGAUUACUGGUCAUACAUAUGUUGUUUACGGUCCAUUAUUGAAUGGUGCUACAUCAGUUGUAUUUGAAGGUACUCCAGCAUACCCUAAUUUCUCAAGAUACUGGGAAAUAGUUGACAAGUACAAGGUUAAUCAAUUUUACGUUGCUCCAACUGCUUUAAGAUUGUUGAAACGCGCAGGCACCAAGUUUGUUCAACCGUAUGAUUUAAGUUCAAUAAGAGUAUUGGGUUCAGUUGGUGAACCAAUUGCUGCUGAAGUAUGGCAUUGGUACAAUGACAAUAUUGGUAGAGGCAAGGCUCACAUUGUUGAUACUUAUUGGCAAACCGAAUCCGGCUCUCAUUUGUUGACUCCAUUGGCUGGUGUUACCCCAACUAAACCCGGAUCAGCUUCAUUGCCAUUCUUUGGGGUUGACCCUAAGAUUUUGGACCCAACUACUGGUAAAGAAUUGGAAGGUAAUGAUGUUGAAGGUGUUUUGGCAGUUAAAUCAGCAUGGCCCUCAAUCACCAGAGGUAUCUUCAAUGAUUACAAUAGAUUUAUUGACACCUACUUGGCACCAUAUCCAAACCAUUAUUUUACUGGUGACGGGGCUGCUCGUGAUUUGGACGGAUUCUAUUGGAUUUUGGGUAGAGUUGAUGAUGUUGUCAAUGUAAGUGGUCACAGAUUAUCUACUGCUGAAAUUGAAGCCGCUUUGAUUGAACAUGAUUUGGUUGCCGAAAGUGCUGUUGUUGGAUACGCUGAUGACUUGACUGGUCAAGCUGUUGCUGCGUAUGUUUCAUUAAAGAAGGACAAAUUGAGUGAUAAUGAAGAUAUGGAUGCCGUGAAGAAGGAAUUAAUUUUGACGGUUCGUAAAGAAAUUGGACCAUUUGCUGCACCAAAAUUGAUUUUAUUGGUUGAUGAUUUACCAAAAACUAGAUCAGGUAAGAUUAUGAGACGUAUUUUACGUAAAGUCUUGGCUGGUGAAGCUGACCAAUUGGGUGAUAUUUCAACUUUAUCUAAUCCACAAGUUGUUCAACAAAUCAUUGAUGUUGUUGAUGAAGCAGUCAAAAAGUGA